Brassica rapa (field mustard) is the source of this 4653-nucleotide messenger RNA. Its product is annotated as cytochrome P450 78A5-like. Gene Ontology annotation, molecular function: iron ion binding; monooxygenase activity; oxidoreductase activity, acting on paired donors, with incorporation or reduction of molecular oxygen. The record is from RefSeq and is a predicted model, not a curated record. Lineage: Eukaryota; Viridiplantae; Streptophyta; Magnoliopsida; Brassicales; Brassicaceae.
GUGAAAAUAUAUUCUUAAUUUGUUUGAAAAUUAAGAUAUUGUUAAAAUAUUUAGAUUAACAUAAUAUUUUUUUAAUAUGAAUUGUUGUGAUUAUAUAAUAGAUAAAAUAAGAUAGAAUAUUUAUUUUUCAUUUUAUGAACAAUAACUGAAUAUAUUAAUAUAUAAUAAUAUUUCAAAACUAAUUACAAAAUUAGUAAAAAUAUUUACAUAUAAUUUUUGAAAAUUAAGAUCUUGUUAAAAUCUUUUAAACAUAUUUUCGAAAAUUUUAAUAUAUAUAUAUAUAUUUAAAUGAAAAUAUCAAAUAUAUUAUGAUUAAAGUAGUUCAAAAAUUCUAUAUAUUAUUAGUCUUUUUAAAAUAUGUUAACAAAAUUUCUUAAAGAUAGUCCAACUUAAAAAUUACACAUGAAAAAAGUUGCGACUUCUAUUUUAAAAAUAAUAAUUAAAAAGAUGUUCAUUUACUUAUUUUUAAGAUUGAAAUCUAACUAAAUUUUAUGGUAUUGUUACAAAAACAGAAAUAUACAGUUUUGUUUUACAAAAUAAAACUUUAUAAAUAGCUAAAUAAAUAAAUAAAUUCCUAAUUAUUAUCAAAUUAUUAUACAUUAAUAUUAGUUAGCUUUGACUUAUUUACACAAUAUAAAUUUAUAAUAAUAAUAUAUAUAAAAAUUAAUAGCAUUACUAAAUAUUAAAUACCAGAAUAAAUAAAAAAGUAUUAUAAACUAACGCAAUACAUAUUAAACUUAUAAUGAUUACAGUGCUAAAUUAAAAUAUUAUUUUUAAAAAUUAUGAUAUUAUUUUAUAGUACAUGUAAUUUAAAAGAAUAAAACACCAUUGUAUUAUAAAAAAUCAUGUAAAAUUUUAACAAACAUUCCAAUUACAAAUCAUAAAUCUUUUCCUAAAUGUACUAAAUACUUCUUGGUAAAUUAAGAGUAUAUGAGGCUUGGAUCUCCUACAAUAUCUGCACUUUCAAGAUUACUUUUUGAAAAAAUAAUUAAUAAUAAUUAUAACUAAAAAUCUAAAUAAUUCAUAUUCCUAAAGAAAAAUAUGAAACUUAAUUCUCAUUACAUUAAAUUUUAUAGAAAAUAAUCUUGUGGUUUAAAAUCUAAUUAGUUAUUAAAUGUUAUACUGUUAACCCAUCUCACAGUAGUGAAGUUCCUCCACUAUAUAAGUAGUCUCACUAUCCCAUAAUCAUCAUCAUCAUAACUAUCAAUUCUUUCUUUCUCUUUGGCUCACCAUCUAUAAUAAACCAUAAUUCCUUCGACAAGAAAAUGGCUAUUGAUCCGAGUCUUUCUUUGGGUUCUAGAACUGGAUCAUUUCCAUUUCUGAGUCUCGACCUUUGUCUCAGCAUUGUCCUCUUCAUAUCCCUUUUCGUUUUCUGGUUGACCCCAGGUGGCUUUGCCUGGGCACUUUACAAAGCUCGUGUCCAUACCCGACAACAAUCCAAAGCCCGAGCCGCCAUUCCUGGCCCGGCAGGUCUCCCCAUCAUUGGCCUCCUCUUGGCCUUCGUCAAUAACGCCUCAACACACAGAAUCCUCGCCAGUAUUGCUAACUCCUGCAAUGCAAAAGCUCUCAUGGCAUUCUCUGUCGGUUCGACCCGGUUUGUUAUAACUAGCGAACCGGAGACCGCCAAAGAGCUCUUAAACAGCUCAGCUUUUGCAGACAGGCCUCUGAAUGAGUCUGCUUACGAGCUGCUUUUUCAUAGAUCUAUGGGGUUUGCUCCCUUUGGUGAUUACUGGAGAGAGCUGAGGAGAAUCUCGUCUACUCAUCUCUUUAGCCCUAAGAGGAUCUCCGGUUUUGCCGAAUCCCGUAGAAAAAUUGGGAAUAGUAUGGUAGAAGAUAUCAACAGCGCAAUGGCGAGUUAUGGAGAGGUGGAGAUCCGAAGAAUCUUGCAUUUUGGAUCACUUAACAACGUGAUGUCUACCGUUUUCGGCAGAACAUUUUAUUUCAACGAUGGUACCAAUGAGUUGGAGCACUUUGUGUCCGAAGGCUAUGAGCUUCUCGGAAUCUUUAACUGGGGUGAUCAUUUCCCGGGAGCGAGGUGGUUAGAUUUACAAGGCGUGAGGAGAAGAUGCCGUAGCCUUGUUGGUAAGGUGAAUGUGUUUGUCGGAAAUAUAAUCGAUGACCACAUAUCAAAGAGGUCUCUUCAUGAUAGUCAAGAAGAAGAAAGCACUAAUGAGGAUGACUUUGUUGAUGUUUUACUUGGCAUGCAAGGCAACAGCAAACUUUCCAACUCUGAUAUGAUUGCCGUCCUUUGGGAAAUGAUUUUUAGGGGAACAGACACCGUGGCCAUUCUAUUGGAAUGGAUCCUUGCGAGAAUGAUUCUUCACCCUGACAUUCAAGCCAAGGCGCAGGCCGAGAUCGAUGUUAUCGUGGGUGAAUCGGGACGUCAAGUCUCAGACUCAGACCUCUCCAAGCUUCCAUACCUCCGUGCCAUCGUCAAGGAAACCCUAAGGAUGCACCCACCUGGUCCUCUCCUCGCAUGGGCUCGUCUCACCAUUCACGAUACUCAGAUUGGGACCCACUUUAUUCCCGCUGGGACCACUGCUAUGGUUAACAUGUGGGCUAUAACACAUGAUGAAAAGGUUUGGCCGGAGGCUCACGAGUAUAAGCCAGAUAGGUUUCUUGGUGCGCCCGAAAGUGGUAACUUCCCCAUCAUGGGAUCUGAUUUGAGGCUUGCUCCCUUUGGUGCUGGACGUAGGGUCUGUCCUGGCAAGUCUAUGGGUAUAGCCACAGUGGAGCUAUGGCUGGCUCAGUUGCUAGGUCGCUUCAAGUGGGUCCCUUGUGGUGAAGUAGAUUUGAGCGAGACUUUGAAGCUCUCUUUGGAGAUGAAGAACCCUCUUGUUUGUAAGGCAAUCCCUAGGGUUUAAUUAGGGCUUCGUUGGUUAUCAAACUAUGCUAUUCUUAUCUCUCUCUCUUGGUUUUGUUUGAUUUCCUAUUGCUUUAUACUCAUUUUUGUCAGUAGCUAUAUCUAAAUAAAAGUUCCAAUAUAUGGUAACAUUUUUGUUUCAACUUCUUCUUUAAAUCAAUCUAUACUAUAUAACAUGGUUUAAUAUCCUAAUAUGUUACAUGAUAGUUUCGUAAUAACAUCAGAAAUUUUAUUUGAAAUAAGUAUUUACCAAAACUACCAUAUACACAGGUGUAUGCACAUAAAAUUGUCAUUAUUGACCAGCUAUCAAUGUAGAAUAAACUAAUGUAGCUAACUACACCAAAUAUAUAUCUUAUGUAACAAUAUCAUUCAAUUUCAUAAAGUUACUAGGUGAUAAUCCACGCCCUGCGCAGAGUGAGUGAACUAAAAAAGAUUAUAACUUUUAAUCUAUAGGUAUUAAAAAAGUAAAAGUCAUCGACACAAGUAUUACAUGUUAUAUAAUGAAUGACUAAACGAAAUUGUGUUAUUGGUUCUCUGUAAUUGAAGUAUAACUUGUGGAAGUGAAUCUAUAAGAGUAAGUAAAGACUUAUAUAAAAUUAGUUAUGAAUUAAAGAUAAAAUGAAACACAAGCAAAAUAAUUAUUGUUUUUAUCAUAUAAAUUAUAAAUAUAAGAUAAAACGAAACAUAUGCAAUAUAAUAAUAAAAUAUGAAAAGAACAAAUUGUAUAGAAACAAAAUAAAAAAAAUACUAAAAAAAUCACAACUUGCAAAAAUGGUUUUGGUAAUGAUGAUUUGAGAAGAAGAUUGUGGUGAGGAGAUGUGUUCAAGACUACCUAUUUCUAUAUGUAAUGAUACGGGUUUAUGAUUAAUCUGAUGAAAUCAAAUAGGCCUAAUCAUAGAAAAUAUUUACGAAGUAAUAUCACAAAAAUUUCGCUCCAAUUUAUAUUAAAAACUUGUCUUAACACACAAUAUAAAUAUAUUAAAACAUCUACUUUCCUUUGCAGAUUGAGAUAUUUUUAAAAAUAUUUGUUAGAUAAAUAUGUUUUUAAAUUUUUUUCUAUAAUGGGAAAAGAUAUAUAAAAUAUAUUUUAACUAUUUGAUCAAAUUACAAUUUUAAAUUAUUUAAUUCUUAUCAGUUUAAAUAUGAUAUAUGUUUCAAAUGAAACUUCCUCCUCAUAUAUAUUUAUAAUCAUUUGUAUUUUGCUAUACGAAAAAAUAAAUUAUUGAUUACAAAAUUUCAAUAUGAGAUUUUUAAAAGUUUUAAUAAUUUAUAGUCAUUUAAAAAAUUAAAUAUAACAUAUACAAAAUUCUAAAAUUUGCUGAUAUGAUUAAUGUGAUUGUUUAAUUUAUUUAAUAAUAUAAGAUUAAACAAAAAAAUGAUAAACUAGUUGUUAUCAAAUAUUUAUUAUUAAAAAUCACUAAUUGUCAUAUAUUUUUAUUUAUAUUAGAUAAUUCUGUAGUUUAUAUUUAUGAAAAUAAAUAAUAUUAAGUAAUUUUUAGCAUGGAUUCCGAAGCAUGUUAUGUCAAAUAUAUAACUAAAGCAUGGCUAGAAUAGAAAGAUUAAAAUGCGGUACGAUAUCAUACAAUAUUGUGUUACAAAUAUUGAAGGAGCUAAAUAUUAGUAAUUUCAUUGCUAUAUAUAUAAGCUUCCAUUAAAUUUUAUUGAACUUAAUUGUAGACACUACCAAUAUAUAAAGUGCCAUUAAAUUUUAUUGAACUUAAUUGUAGACACUACCAAUAAUACGCAUGCGUAUAAGAAAAACUGGAAAUCUUGUAACAUUACAUCAAUUA